AUGGAUUUCAACGAUCCGACUACGAUCGGUAUUCUGGUGGCAGCACUUGUCGGACUGCUCACUAUUUUGCUUUUAGUGUUCAAGAGUCUGCGCUCAUCAAACAAGAAUAGAGUACUAUUCGUGGGAUUAAUGGAUUCAGGAAAAACUACAAUUUUCACUCAAUUGUCUCAAAAAGAGGCUGAAUAUCCAACUACCACAAAGACGUUUUCUUCGAUGGUCGAGAACAAAAUUACGUUGAGAAUCAAGGAUAAGGAGAGAGAAAUCAUCGACUAUCCCGGAAAUGACAGAUUACGUCAGAAACUCAUCGACCUGAUUCACAGUGGCUCGAUUCUUCGAAUUGUGUUCGUCGUUGAUUCUGCCGCUUUCUCGAAGAACUCUCGGGAUGUUGCAGAACUUUUCUAUCUUGUUGCGUUAGAAAAUGUUGACAAGGUGCCAAUUCUCAUUGCUUGUCACAAACAAGACCUUACACUUGCCAAGACCGAGAAAGUAAUUCGUAACAGUUUGGAGAAGGAAAUCGGUCUCAUUAACAAGUCACGUGCCGCCGCUUUGAUGGGUACCGAUGGAUCCGAUGAGAAGAGAGCCACAUUGACAGAUACUGGUGUUGAUUUCAGCUGGGAGGAUCUCAAAAAGCAAGAAGUAUCGUUCGUGACGACAUCAUCGUACAAUGAAGAUUUCGGAGUCCAUGAGAUCGCCUCAUUCGUCAGAGCAUAA
Caenorhabditis remanei is the source of this 711-nucleotide messenger RNA. RefSeq lists its product as uncharacterized. Gene Ontology annotation, molecular function: GTPase activity; GTP binding. The record is from RefSeq and is a predicted model, not a curated record. Gene Ontology annotation, cellular component: Golgi apparatus. Gene Ontology annotation, biological process: intracellular protein transport; protein localization to organelle; Golgi to plasma membrane protein transport. The transcript has 7 exons. Lineage: Eukaryota; Metazoa; Nematoda; Chromadorea; Rhabditida; Rhabditidae. The coding region runs from base 1 to 711 and encodes 236 amino acids.